UAGUCUCCUGGACUCACUAGCUAAUGGAAUGGAGAUACUAUACAGUAUAGAGCUGCUGCUGGUGUAGAAUUCAGGGAAUACAAGCAAACUGGGAUAUGAGUUUGGAGGGGAGGACAAGUGGUUUAUAAUUUGGAAGACCCAGAAUACUGUCACUUUCCGAAUGCACUUUGCUGCUUGGCACUGUUUUCAGGCUUUGGCCCUUAAUCUACUUGAUUGAUUCAUUUAUUUGUGACCUAUGCCAGCCUGGAGUCAGUGCAUAUGACAACAGUAGUCAUACAGGAAGACUCCCAUGAGCUAGGACACAACUGCAAUGUUGAAGUAUCUGAAAAAUGUACUACGUAUCAAUCCUUAAAGGGAACAAUGUGAACAUGUAAAGAAAAAGCUGCAGUAGUUUCAAGAAAAUGCUUUUUUCUACGUUUGCUUUUGCAGCAACAGGAAGUGACUAGAUAACAAUUACAAAAUGUUGCGGUUCCCCCCAACUUAGUAGCUUCUUGUUUAGAGGUAUACUAGCUACAAAAUUUGCAGACAAGUAAUUUUCCAAGUUGAUGCUGUCCAUUUAAGAUAGGCAUCACAACUUGAUAAAUGUUUAUUUUUGGCAUUAGGGGGAUCUGUUACUACUUGGAAUAGCUUUAGAUAGUCUACCUCUAGAGCCCCAAUUUAAGCUAAAUUUGAUUGGAAAGGGAGCUGAUUUAGAUGUAGUCAUCAGGCUGUUACUGAUGUAACAGUUUGUUCUGAUCAUGCUAGUCAGCCCAAAACAAAUGCUUGUAUUCAGAACAGCUGUGGCAUAUUUUCUGUUACUGGCAUUUGAGGGAUCAUUAAUAGUUGGCAGUAUCUGACAUGGUGGUUACCUACUUUUCUGUUGACAUAUUGCUUUGGAUACAAAUUACAUAUUGGGGGCAGGAGGGAUGUUUGCUUAAACUGAAAAGCAAGAUCUGAUAGAGGCUUGGAGGAGUGUGGAGAUGAGGAAUCCUGUCCCACUUGACUGAAAGGCUAAAAUGGGAAAAAAGUUGGUUUGAGUCUGACUGGAUGUACAGUAGAACCUCCGUUACAAAUACUUUGGGAAUGGAAGUUGUAACUCUCACUGAACAAAAUGUUAUGGUUCUUGCAAAAGUUUACAAUUGAAAACUGACUUAAAUACAGCUUUGAAACUUUACUAUGCAGAAGAAAAAUGCUUUCACACAUCUUAAUUUAAGUGAAACAAGCACAGAAAGUUACUAAAAAAAUUAAGGGGAAGUUUAAAAGGAAGUUUACUUUUAACACAGGAUUUUACUGUAUUUGAUGUUUUUGGUCUCUGCAGCUGCCAGAUUGUGAACUUCUGAUUCCAAACUGGUCAGUUUGUAACUGGUGUUCGUAACUCUGGUUCUACAGUAUAACUUUUACUAGGUUGGCACCAGGGUCCUUACCGUUUUUGUACUGUGGCCAUAGAAGCAGUUGUAUCCACUUCAGAGUGUAACAAAAAUAAUACGAUAGUGCUUUCGCUCCCUAAUUCAUGAGGCAGUUGGACUUCCUGUGAUGAACACCCUGUCUACAGCAGAGGUCCUCAAACUGGGACAUGCCCCUCUAGGGAGGAGUGGAGGAACAUUCAGGCCUGGGCCAGCCCUGAUGGGGGGCAGAGUGGGAGUGCCACCCAGCCCCACUUUGCUUGAGCCAUAGCUGGGGCUCUGCUUUUGACUCUGGCCUGAGGCUCAGCUGUGACUCUGCUCCCGGACCCAGAUAUGUCCCCAGCCUUGGCCCCCCCUUAGCCCUGUCCAGCCCCACCUGGGUUGUGGGGAGGAGAGAGAGAUGAGACUGAAAAGUUAAGGAACUACUGGUUUACAGCAUUUUUGGCUUGGGCAUUUACUACCUGCUAAUUGUGGCAUCAUGAUAUAUUUGAAUACUGAAUUAGCUUUUGAGCUUGAAUGAUCCCUUUUAAAACACUUUUAAACUUAUUAAACUCGAGCUAAUUUUAAAGAACCUGUGGUACUCUUCAAGAGUGAUGGCAGUAAAGUGUCCUGGCUAAAUUCCAGGUUGGUGAUUGCCUGCCAAAAAUUAUGGGAGCUGCAGGGGCAAUGCCCACGGACGAGGCAGCACAUAGCUGCCUGGCCAUGCCUCCCCAUAGGAGCUGGAGAAGAGAUAUGCCACUGCUUCCAGGAGCUGCUUGAGGGUGGCUCUGAUGCUGCUGUACCAACAGCAAAAAUGACGAUUUCUUUUGCAGUCGAUCGUGUGGAUGGUUCUGUUCCAGAUGAUGCAGAUAAGGACCCAAACUGGAGAAGCAGGAGGAGCCCCAGUGAGUGGGAAAAUCCUGGAUGCCGACUAGUCAGUAUCUUGUCUCAGAGGAAGGGAAGAUCCAGAGUCUGCACAGUCUCAACUGAGCCACAGGAAACACAUGAGCUGGUUUUAGGUGGGAAGGCUACGACCAAUACAGAGGCAGCAGUGAAAGACACAAUGAGGAUGACUGGAUGUGGAAGCUGUGGCAUGUAUAUGAUCCUGGAGGGGGUACCUGAAAAGAGUUUCGUCUGCAUGAAGUGUCGACUGAUAGAACUGAUGGAAGAAAAGAUCCGAGGGCUGGAGAUGCAGGUGGAAACUUUGGUCGAGUUUAGAAGGGCGUUCAAGCGGAUGGUGGAGCAAAGACAUAAGGCUGAAGGGAAAAGUUCAGACUUGCAGAUGGAAGCAGGACCUAAGAAUUCUGAGGGGAGACUGCUGGAUGAGGAAAGCGGACGGUGGAAGCAUGUGACUAAGAGAACCAGGCAGAGGAAAAGAUGGGCCAGUGCAGGAGAAAUAGAGCUCAGGAACAAGUUCGCAGAGUUGGAAAAUGAAGAGGGGCACAGCAGGUGGUCGCUGAAGGUGACAGGGCAAGGAAGAAGAGAAGAGCAGCUAGUCCUAUAGGAAGAGGCCCCGGAGGUUUUUCGCCUUCCUCUGCAG
Gopherus flavomarginatus (Mexican gopher tortoise) is the source of this 2901-nucleotide messenger RNA. RefSeq lists its product as uncharacterized. Bases 2176 to 2865 code for a protein of 229 amino acids. The transcript is spliced from 4 exons. The record is from RefSeq and is a predicted model, not a curated record. Lineage: Eukaryota; Metazoa; Chordata; Testudines; Testudinidae.